Messenger RNA from Podospora anserina S mat+, 1299 nucleotides. RefSeq lists its product as uncharacterized. The record is from RefSeq and is a predicted model, not a curated record. The coding region runs from base 1 to 1299 and encodes 432 amino acids. The transcript has a single exon. Lineage: Eukaryota; Fungi; Ascomycota; Sordariomycetes; Sordariales; Podosporaceae.
AUGCUCGGUCAGAGAUUCCGUUUUGAGAGAGUAGAGGCUGAGCGCAAGGCCAAUGGCGAAGAGUUUGCAUGGCCUGAACCUACUUCCUCUAGGAGAUCAGCUCCCCAGAUGCCCAACAGCGAGUCUGAACGGAAGGGGCAAGAAGAAACAGAGAAAAUGAUGAGCGAGCCUCUAGAACACGAUUUAGCGACAUUCCGUGAGCCGUCAUCCCCGCCGACGACGGUCUAUACCGGCAACUGGAAACGCGAACAGGAAUAUGAAGACCUCCAGAGGGAACUCCGAGAGGCCACCAAGCGCGACCUCAACAUACACCCAUACAAGCACAAACCCCUGUCAAACUCACAGGACUUUCUCAGUGAGCCUGGCGCUGCCCGACAGCAACUGGCAUGUGACGAUACCGAACCCUACAAUCCACCCGAGGCCGGUAAUUCGGAAUUCCUGGCUGAUCUUCCCCCCCACACGGUCGUGGACGGCUUCGGCGAGCUGGGGGUGUACAUGUCCCAGGCGAGCUACGUGAUAUCACUCGGUGGCUCCGCUCUGCCGGACCUCAAAUACGGCAUCAUCAUCGUCCCUGCUGGCGACGAAUCGCUUCUGUUUACGGGCUAUGGCGACCAUGCAGAUAUGCCUGCAGACUUCCGAGCCGAAAUAUAUGCCAAGAGCAGAGAAGUGAGGAAGCAAGUGUUUGACGAAGAGAUAAAAAUGUGUGGGAGCUACGUGCCUCGCACAACUCGCCGGGGUGGCCACAUGUUUAGACUGCCUCCGAUGGAAGAGCCGGAGAAGCUGUUUUAUGCGCAGAGGGUUCGAGAGAGCCGGGCUAAACAUCGGGAGCUACAUGGAACCAGGCGGUCGAGCGAUGUCGGAUCGCAGCUGUCUGACGGAGCCGAGGCCGAGGCUGGAGCUGUAUCAUUUUCUGAUCAGUACCCUGUUCGGUCCCCUGGUUCCAACAGCUCACAAAUGUACAUCCAUGGCGACUCUAUUGCGUUGCCUCCGAUCGCAGGGGUUGUUGAUGGUCUGCGGCGGUUGUUUGCACAACAACUGCAGCAACAAGAGAAACCUGGGGGUGGGCCAGGGCACGAACUGUACCAUCCCGACAAGUUGAAUGAGCUCGCGCAGUUUCUUUGGAAGCUUGCCGACGGAAAUGUGCUGGAGAACCCCGGGCUGGACAAAGAGGUGUGGAAGAGGUUACAUGAAGUGGGAGCCUCCGCUUCCGUGGCAGCAGAGGAGGAUAUUCCCGCAGAUCAUGGUAUGGACAAUAAUGACACAACCAAGUCGGUUGAAGAGCAGAGCACUGAAAUAUGA